AUGAGCCUCCUUGUCUUGGGUCCACGCUUUCUUCUUGAGAGGGCUGUCGAGGCAGCUGGGGAUGUUUACACAGGUGCUGGUGGUCUUCAGGAGUAUGUGGUGCGUCGCGUGGGGACAGGGGUUGGUAGGAACUAUGAGAGCAUUACGGAGGGGGACCACGUCUUAGUGCCUGCGUCUGUCGGGCAAGAACUACAAAUACCCGGGAUCCAGGGACUCGUCCUGGUUGAUGAGGAGGACGUACUAAUAAAGACUGACAGGGAAAAGUGUUUACUCGGUGGCUUUUCCGGUACUUUCACUGCAUCAUCUCAUUGA
Molecule: messenger RNA, 312 nt
Organism: Giardia duodenalis
Lineage: Eukaryota; Fornicata; Diplomonadida; Hexamitidae
Product: Chaperonin 10
Exons: 1
Coding region: 1-312 (103 amino acids)
Source: RefSeq, a predicted model, not a curated record